Molecule: messenger RNA, 2022 nt
Organism: Closterium sp. NIES-65
Lineage: Eukaryota; Viridiplantae; Streptophyta; Zygnematophyceae; Desmidiales; Closteriaceae
Source: the annotation of a GenBank genome assembly
AUGCCGCCCGCAAGGCGUUCUAGGCAGCGGGACAUCCGCGAUAUGGCGGAUUCCGUUGCCCGCGCGCGUUUGGACUACCUGUGGGCGGCAGUUGUGGCUGAAAAUGAUCUUGCCUUCAACGUCUCCAAGUCUCGUGCGCUACAGGCCUUCGUUGACGCGGCUGUCGUCUACGCGAAGCCCUACACACUCCCAACCCCUUACAAGGUGUCCGGAUCUCUCCUCGACAAGCUAAGGGCGGACGCCGAGGAGCUUGUGAGGCCGUUGAAGGAGAGUUGGAAGACGACCGGGUGCAGUCUUUCGGUGGACGGGUGGACGUGCUUGAAGACCCGCGCGAUGGUGUGCGUCAUCGCCCUCAACGACACCGCGCCCGUCAUUGUGGACAUCAUCGACUCGAAAACCGCGAAGAAAACGGGGGAUUACCUCGCGGGUCUCAUCGGCAAGUCCAUCUCCGAAGUGGGGAAAGAUCUCGUGGUCCAGGUCAUUAUGGACAACGCCUCUAACAACCGAUCUGCGGCUGAGAAGCUUAAGGUGGAGUUUCCCAGGAUUUUCUUCACCAAUUGCGCCGCCCACUGCUUGGAUCUUAUGCUUCACGACUUUGGGAAAGUCAAGCCCAUCAAACUCGUCUUGGAGCAAGUUCAUCGGGUCGUCAUGAUGAUCAAGGGCAGCGCCUCGGCCGUCGUUCUAUUCCGCGAGCUUUUUACCAAGCUUUCGUUGGUGCGGCCGGGUGCGACACGUUUCGGCACGCAAGUCAUCAUGCUACGCCGAUUCUUGGAGGUGAAGAAGGCGCUCCAGGAGAUGGUCAUCAGCGAUGAAUGGAAAGGGGUGGCGGUGGCGCAGAAGACCGAAGGGCAGGAGGUGCGGACGCUUCUUCUCGACGACGUAUUUUGGGACUGCGUGUCUGCGGUGCUCGGCCUCCUCACGCCGGUUUAUGAAGUGCUAAGGGUGGUUGACACGCGGGCGCAAAUCAUGGGCCAAAUCUAUGGCCUUAUGAUUGACAUCACGGUCAAGACUCGGGUAGCUGCAGAGGCCGCCGCGGCGGUGUUCGUCAAGAAGACGGGUCUGCUCUUGGCCAAGGACAAGAGCUCCUUCAUCACAUCCAUCAAGGGCAUCCUUGCCAAGCGUUGGGAUGGGCAACUCCACAACUCCCUGCAUGCCCUCGGAUGGCUUCUUAAUCCCCGCAACCAAUAUGCGGGGGAGGUGAGAACGGAUGCGGAGGUGAGGAAGGGGGCCAACGAGGUGAUUCAUGCCCGGGUGGGGGAUGUUGCCCAGCGCAUCAAGCUGCAGACACAGCUGGUGCAGUUUCACAAGGGGGAGGGCCGCCUCGGGUCGGAUGACGCGCUAUGGGCAGCCAGGAUUUUGGUGGCGGGGGGACACAUGACGGAUGCGGAGUGGUGGUGCAUUUUUGGAGGGGAAGUGCAAGCGCUCCAGGAGCUGGCUGUGACGUCCCUUUCACAGCCAGUCACCUCGUCAGAGGUGGAGCGGUACUGGUCCGCCCUUGCACGAGUGCAGAGGCGCGACCGGAACCGCAUCGCGGCCAAGAAGAUGACUGAUGUCACCUUCGUGGCCUUCACGAGGAGGGCCCGCGAUGCGUUUGAUCGCAAAACGCAGGCGCGUGCGAAGUUGUACGCCGAUCUCACCGACGGAACCCUCAAAGAGGGCAUUGCCGUUCUCCCGCCCGCACCAGUGGAGGCGGUUGAUGAUGGGGCUGAGGAGGAGGAGGGAGCCGAGGUGCAGGAGUGCACCAUCGACUGGAGCGUCUUUGGGAGCAUUGGUAAGAAGAAGAAGAAGCGCGCGGGAGAGAGCUCCAAGAGGAAGAAGAAGCAGAAGGGAAAGGGGCCAUGCAAGCGGAAGGGGAGAGGAAAGAAGCAUGUGGAGGAGGAGGAGGCGGAGGAUGACGAGGAGGAGGACGACGACGAGGAGGAGGACGACGAGGAGGAGGAGGACGACGAGGAGGAGGAGGAUGAGGAGGAGGAGGAUGAGGAGGAGGAGGAGGAGGAGGAGGCGGAGGAGGAGGAAGGAUAG